Molecule: messenger RNA, 510 nt
Organism: Gastrolobium bilobum
Lineage: Eukaryota; Viridiplantae; Streptophyta; Magnoliopsida; Fabales; Fabaceae
Exons: 2
Coding region: 1-510 (169 amino acids)
Source: RefSeq, a predicted model, not a curated record
AUGAAAAAGAAGUAUCAAGGCUGUGCAAGAGCAAAGAGGCUGCAACUUCAAGCUUUACGCUCGGAAUUUGAAACACUUCGAAUGAAGUCGGGAGAAUCAAUUGCAGAUUAUUUCUCUCGCGUGAUGACCAUUGUCAAUAAAAUGCGAAUUCAUGGAGACAGGACAGAAGAAAUAACUGUCAUAGAAAAAAUUCUUCGAUCAUUAACAGCAAAAUUUAACUUUGUUGUUUGUGCUAUAGAAGAAUCUAAAGAUAUAGAUGAUUUGUCACUUGAUGAAUUGCAGAGCUCAUUGGUGGUGCAUGAACAUAAGUUCAAACAGGAAGACACAGAUGAGCAAGCAUUAAAGGCUUCUACUGAUACUCGUUCCAACAAUUUUCAAGGAAGCGGUAGAGGCAGAGGUAGAGGCAGAGGCAGAGGCAAAGGAAGGUCCACUAAUUUCAGAGCCAAUAAUGAUCAAUUUCAAGGCAGAGGCAGAGUAGGAGCCCCUGAUAAAUCCAAGGCUGCUAAAUAG